This is a messenger RNA of Acanthisitta chloris (rifleman), 393 nucleotides long. Its product is annotated as histone H1.11L-like. Gene Ontology annotation, molecular function: DNA binding; structural constituent of chromatin. Gene Ontology annotation, cellular component: nucleosome. The record is from RefSeq and is a predicted model, not a curated record. NCBI's taxonomy places the organism in Eukaryota, Metazoa, Chordata, Aves, Passeriformes, Acanthisittidae. Gene Ontology annotation, biological process: nucleosome assembly. The annotation marks the transcript as partial. The transcript has a single exon.
AAGGGCACCCUGGUGCAGACCAAAGGUGUAGGUGCUUCUGGGUCGUUUCGUCUUAGCAAGAAACCUGGAGAAGUAAAAGAAAAAGCCCCCCAAAAGAGGGCAGCCGCAGCUAAGCCCAAGAAGCCGGUGGCCAAGAAGCCUGCCAGCGCUGCUAAGAAGCCUAAGAAGGCAGUGACAGUGAAGAAGAGCCCUAAGAAGGCCAAGAAGCCGGCAGCGGCCAAGAGAGCAGCCAAGAGCCCCAAGAAGGUGACAAAGGCUGCCAAGCCCAAAAAGGCAGUGGCAGCAGCGAAGAGCCCGGCCAAGGCAAAGGCAGUGAAACCCAAAGCAGCCAAGCCCAAGGCAGCAAAGCCCAAAGCAGCAAAAGCAAAGAAGGCUGCGCCCAAGAAGAAGUAA